Beta vulgaris subsp. vulgaris (sugar beet) is the source of this 2464-nucleotide messenger RNA. Its product is annotated as transcription initiation factor TFIID subunit 5. The transcript is spliced from 20 exons. The coding region runs from base 217 to 2253 and encodes 678 amino acids. Lineage: Eukaryota; Viridiplantae; Streptophyta; Magnoliopsida; Caryophyllales; Amaranthaceae. Gene Ontology annotation, biological process: transcription initiation at RNA polymerase II promoter. Gene Ontology annotation, cellular component: transcription factor TFIID complex. The record is from RefSeq and is a predicted model, not a curated record. Gene Ontology annotation, molecular function: protein binding; RNA polymerase II general transcription initiation factor activity.
GCCUCUUUGCGACAACAAGGUGGGUCCAUGCUUGGUGGCCAUCGGAAAUUGCAAAGUGUCAAGCACUCCUCCUAGCUAUAAAGCUUGCGAAGCGAAUUCACCAUCUUCUACUCCCAACAAGGCAACACUGCAAUUCGCAGAAGAAACUGAGACACUAGUCCAAGAAGUAUAAAGUUUUCCAAUCAAAAUCAGGAGAGAGAAAAACAAGCAGUAGCAAUGGAGGAAGAAGACAUAGAAAAAGCAGUGAUUGCGUAUCUGAAGAAGAAAGGUUUCAAGCAAACUGAGCUCGCUUUUCAAGAAGAACACCAACUUCAGCAACAGCAACAACCACAACCACAACAAUCGAAAAAUUCGUCUUCUAAUUCGCAAACUGAUCCAGAUAUCGUCAAACUCAUCCUCUCAUUUACUUCUGAGUCAGAGCGCCUUCCAGCACAAUAUCAUGAUGGGUACAGCAAGCUAAGAUCAUGGGCUUAUAAUUCACUGGAUUUAUACAAGCAUGAAUUGCUUCGAGUACUUUAUCCAGUAUAUAUUCAUUGCUUCAUGGAUCUUGUUGCAAAGGGCCAUCUACAAGAAGCAAGGAGUUUUUUCAAUAACUUCCGUGAAGAUCAUGAAACUAUGCAUCAAAGAGACCUACAGAAGCUCGAAGGAGUUCUCUCACCGUCUCAUUUGGAGGAGAUGGAGUUUGCCCACACUUUAAGGCAGAGCAAAGUGAACAUCAAGAUCUGUCAGUACUCUUAUGAGCUUCUCCUUCAGUAUUUACAUAACACUCAGUCUAUUACAAUGCUUGGAGUUGUAAAUGAGCAUAUCAAUUUCCAAGUUUGUCCUGGUCAGCCUGGUAUAAUAUCUGAUGAUGCUGAUGCUGUGACACUGGUUAGUGGUGGCCAAGAUGCAGCAAACCUGAUAAACCAGAAAGAAAUCCAGUGGGGGAUGCUGGAAGAUUCAAUAGAGGAUCGCUUGGAGAAGGGUGGAGGUUCACUGUUAGAUUCUGAUAAAGUAGAUGGGGAAAACAAGGAAGUGGAGAAUGAAGAAAAUAAGAAACGAUCCACUGAUGGAGGAAAGCAAGGUGCACCAGUUAAAAAAUCCAAGAAGGAUAAAGUUGGAGGUGCCGGUGGAAAAACUGCACGUCCGGAAGCCAACACUCCUAUGGCACCGAAAGUCAAACCAGAGCUUUCUUUGCCCAUAAUGCCAACUGAAGUUGAGCAUUCUAUCCUGGAAGACCUCCGGAAUCGCGUGCAGUUAAGUAGUGUGGCCCUGCCAUCAGUAAGCUUCUACACGUUUAUCAAUACACACAAUGGUUUGAACUGUGCAUCAAUAUCACAUGAUGGAUCCUUGGUUGCUGGUGGUUUUUCAGACUCUUCAUUAAAGGUCUGGGACAUGUCAAAACUUGGGCAACAAAUGGGCAAUUCUGCUCUACAGGGUGAAAAAGAUCCAGCUGGAAAUGAACAUAUGUCUGGUACAAAUGGUGGGAAGAGACCCUAUACUUUGUUUCAGGGUCAUUCUGGGCCGGUUUAUUCAGCCUCAUUUAGCCCUCUUGGGGACUUUAUCCUCUCUUCUUCAGCAGAUUCAACAGUGCGGCUUUGGAGCACGAAACUAAAUGCCAAUCUUGUGUGCUACAAAGGUCAUAAUUAUCCUGUAUGGGAUGUGCAGUUCAGUCCCUAUGGACAUUAUUUUGCCAGUUGUUCCCAUGAUAGAACAGCGAGGGUCUGGUCCAUGGACAGAAUACAGCCUUUGAGAAUCAUGGCCGGACAUUUGUCAGAUGUUGACUGUGUCCGGUGGCAUGUAAACUGUAAUUACAUAGCCACUGGAUCUAGUGAUAAAACAGUUCGAUUAUGGGACAUUCAGACUGGCGAAUGUGUCAGGAUAUUCAUUGGUCACAGGAGUAUGAUAUUGUCUUUGGCUAUGUCACCUGAUGGUCGGUAUAUGGCAUCUGGUGAUGAGGAUGGUGCGAUUAUGAUGUGGGAUCUUGCUAGUGGUCGAUGCAUUACCCCUCUUGUGGGUCACACGUCAUGUGUCUGGACACUUGCUUUCAGCGGCGAAGGCUCACUUCUUGCCUCUGGAUCAGCUGACUGCACAGUUAAAUUGUGGGAUGUCAAUGCAAGUGCAAAGAUGUCGAGAUCAGAGGAAAAAACUGGGAGCUCAAACAGACUCAGAUCGUUGAGGACUCUUCCUACCAAAUCUACACCAGUUUACUCUCUGACGUUUUCAAGGAGGAAUCUGCUAUUUGGAGCCGGGGUUCUAUCUAAACACUCAUGAACAGAUUAGCUGAGAUAAUGAUACACAUUCGUAGAUAAGGUUAGAGGCUCUUCUAGUUUUGUAACAUUGACCGACGCGAGUGUUUGAUUUGUUUACGGUCUUAGGCAUAGGUUGGACGUAGCUGCUAGAAAGUGUUUCAGUUGGUGUUUAAAGUGGUAUGCUUCUUUUCCUGUGAUUCUUUUAUUUAAAAGUUGCUAAUUUUGUUCUUUUA